CUGGGAAAGCACACCUUGGGAGAGCUAUUGAUCCCUGAGAACCCAGGAGGACUAGCAUCUUGGGAUGAACACCCGGACGACUAUGAAGAUCAUACUGACCAACUGCGAGGUGUCGGAGGUCUCGCCAAGGCUUCUGCUUCUUUUAGACUCCUCCCAGGAAAGUGAUCACCCAACUAUGCUGUGAUUUGGAGUACAGGGCUUUACAGAGUAGAAAGCCAGGACGUAGCUUCAUGGUUUUCAGCCAUUUUCCCUAACUGAUGUCUGGGAACUCUGAAGCAUUCGGGCCCCACCUGGUCUUCUGGGGACCACCGGGAUACUGAGAUUAUGCUGUCACACCUGGGAUAUCACCCCACUUCACCCCUUGAACACUUUUAAGCCAGGAAUGUCCCAGACAGGGGUAGACACCUAAGUGUUUCAAUCAUGCACCUGGAUGUCGAUGGAAACUUUGCAGUAGGCUCCUUCAGAGAAGGGACCAUCCCUGUCAGGCACAAUGGCUUAUCUAAGGUCCAAACCAGAAGUUGGCUGAAACCACCCGCGCGAUGCCUCAGGAUAUUUCGAGGGAGACGCCAUAAGAACGCUCCAGAGGACAUGGUGCAGGAGCUGAAUGUCGACAUCCCCUGCUAUCCUUCCCCGAAGGACAAGAAGCCACACAGGGCCAACAGAGUCUGGCGCUGGCUCAGGGGGGAAAAUGGCUCAACGAGGAAGAGGAAUAAGACCUCGAUAGUAUGGAACACUCGUGCCACUUCAUUGGAGGCCGCAAUAGAUUACCUGGUGACUGCCGUCAUAAAACAAGAUCUAAACUAUGUUCACACGUUUUUGGAAAUAUACCGCACCCUUGCUACCACCCAGGAGGUGCUGGGCCUCCUCUUUGCAAGAUUCGGAUGUGUUUACUCCACGUAUGACGAGGUCGGCGGACCCCAGGAGCAGUGCAACAUGGCCGUCUAUGCCAUCCUGGAUAUGUGGGUGGAAAGGUAUCCAGGGGAUUUUGUGCAGCCUCCAGAGUUUCCCAACUUGCAUGCUGUACUGGCCUACCUGCAGGUCAAUGUGCCUGGCUCGGACCUGCAGCGCCGUGCCCAGCUUCUGCUGCCAGAAAGGCAGCGCGCUGAGACCACAGAGCCAGAGGCUGGGGCUACAGCACCGGCCCCAGAGCCAGAUCAGGAUGUGCCUCGGGAAGUUGUUCCAGCAGCCACUCUGGCACCCGCUGCACCUCUGGGGCCUGAGCUGGCCCCCGCCAUCCCGGCUGCGGCAGCUCACUAUGGGUUAGGAAGACCAGUGACCCCCCCUGACCCUUUGGGGCCAGGGCAGAUGGUCGUCAGGGCCCUCGUUCACUUCUCUGCUACGGAAGAGCCACCUGGCCUUUUGACUUUCCUGGAUGACCCGCAGGGUCCUGCCCACGAGCUGCCGCCACCUGCCUCCGUGGAGGAAGCAGGCUCCGCUCCCGAGCAGCACCCCGUGCUUGCUACAACCAGAAAUCAUGUCUUUCCCAUCGCCCUCGUUGCUUUAUUUGUAUUUCUUCUGUUUUGUGUAUAUGUAUAUAAUUACAUACUAGAUUUAAUUAAAGAAAGUAGAAUUUGAGUUUACAUAA
Molecule: messenger RNA, 1585 nt
Organism: Mustela erminea (ermine)
Lineage: Eukaryota; Metazoa; Chordata; Mammalia; Carnivora; Mustelidae
Product: ral guanine nucleotide dissociation stimulator-like
Exons: 9
Coding region: 421-1575 (384 amino acids)
Source: RefSeq, a predicted model, not a curated record